Molecule: messenger RNA, 459 nt
Organism: Dictyostelium discoideum AX4
Lineage: Eukaryota; Evosea; Eumycetozoa; Dictyosteliales; Dictyosteliaceae
Source: the annotation of a RefSeq genome assembly
AUGAAAAAAUUACAAAACGUAUUUGCAGCAAUAAAAACAGGCUUAUUAGCAAAAGCGACAAGUGUAACCGUUAUAGGAUCAAAACGUGUAUUUGAAAUAUUAUCAAGAUUUGAAAAUGAAGGGCUAAUUAGAGGAUUUCAAAUAAUAGAUAUAAGUAAAAAUAAAGUAAGUAUAUAUUUAAAAUAUAAACAAGAUAUGACAAGUUUAUUAUCAAAAAUUAAAGUAGUAUCUGUAAAUAAAGAAAAAUUAUAUAUAAAAGGAAAAUUAUUGAAAAAAUUAAACACUGGAGUAAAUAUGUAUUUUGUAGAAAGUAAAUUUGGUUUACAAACAUUACCUCAAUUAAAAAUAAGAAAUAAAAGGUUAUAUGCGCCAUUAGGAGGUGAAAUAAAAUAUAUAGUUGAAAUAAAUAAAGUAAAUCCAAAAAUACAAGAACUAAUAAAAAAAAAACAUGAAAUAUAG